Drosophila guanche is the source of this 1349-nucleotide messenger RNA. Its product is annotated as protein suppressor of variegation 3-7. The transcript is spliced from 2 exons. The record is from RefSeq and is a predicted model, not a curated record. Lineage: Eukaryota; Metazoa; Arthropoda; Insecta; Diptera; Drosophilidae. Gene Ontology annotation, molecular function: DNA binding. Bases 304 to 1308 code for a protein of 334 amino acids.
AACAAAAAAUGUCUUAUCCACUGCUUUUUUUAGGCCUUGCAUAUUACACACACAAAACAAUGCCCAGCGUUGAAUUAAAGCCCGAAAAUCCGCAUUAGCUUAACUUGGACCGUGGCAAACAUACAUUAUUAACCACUAACGCCGUUACUCUUGUUCUCGUUCUGCAGUUCAAUAAAUAAUUAAAAUCAAUAAAAAUGUCUAUCGACUGUCUGCCAGUGUUGGUAGGUGCAAUUUUGUAGUCGAAGUUUGCCAGCCCUGGACAGCAGAAAAUAACAAUAACAAGAAGUGAAUAAAAAAAACAGCAUGAGUUUCUCCGAAAAUACUUCCGACUCAGAAUGGAAGGAAGCCAAGGUAAGAGAGGCUCGAAAUAUCAAACAGACCGCAAGGCAGGACAUCGAAAAGAAGCUUGGGACAAAACCAAAGUAUAAUCAAAGGUUCUGCGACAAGUGGCUGAACAUAUUCGAGCCGUGGCUGAGGCGUUCCGAGGACGAUCCAAACAAGCCGUUCUGCCGCGCCUGCCACUGCCGGCUGGACUGUAACCGAUGUCAUCUCGUCCGGCACGAGCGAACCUCGAAGCACAAGCGAAACCUGGAGUCCCUCCUUACCAAAGGCGAGGGAGCGAUACGAAAAGAGUUGACUGUGCGGCAAGAACGGAGCAAAUACUUCCAGAAGCGACCCCCACAACCAUCAUCAGCAAAGUCAGAUGUAAAUAAAGCUUCCACUACCACCGUGCACGUUAUAGCCACCGAUGUGGGUGCUUUUCCAACCAUCACCACCAGUAGCGUCCCCAAACAAGAAAUUCUUUCAGAGACAGAGACGAGCUAUAAGCCCAAUGAAGAAUCUCAUUCAGGAAAUCUUCCGCCUGAGGCCGCUACGUUGGGUACCGAAUCGUCGACGACCACCAAUCACACCAAAUGUACCUCCCCUUCCAAUCAGGAGGGUCUUAAGCUGCUCAUGCAAAUCCAUCAGGAUAAAAACGAGUUGAUGGAGUCCUUCCGCGAACUGAUGGGAAGCAACCAGUCGACGCAACCCCCGCCGCCCAAGGAGAAAAACCAUGUGGACCUGUUCUUCGAGAGCGUCAGCUCCAGUGUGAAGGCUCUGUCGCCAAAGCUUAUAGCGGAGGCCAAGAUGCGCGUGUCGCAGGUCAUUUGUGAGCUGGAGCUGCGAGGCCUCAAGGAUGAUAGUGCAAGCGGGGGUGUCAUUGAGAUGCCCCUGGCAACGCCACCAGCAGCUAGCUUGUAUCUGCUCAGACAGAGCAGCAGCGGAUGUGCUGUGGUGCAGCAACCACACUUUGGCGGCCUAAGCUGAAAUGUACCACAAACAAUAAUAAAAAAUAGCCUAAAUUUGUA